UGCUCGCAUUUCGCUACGGAAACAUGAACGGUUUGGCGUCGAUGGAAGAGUCUGGCAUAGCCAGUGUCAGGGACGUGUCGCCGGUUGGCGUUGACAGACAUGGAUUGAUGGUGGCCAAAGUGGUAGCCAUGGUGGUGCUCAUUGUGAUUACCGUGAUCUGCGGCAGUCUGCCCUACAUGCUGGAUCGCUGCCUCGAGUGGACAAAGAAGAAUCCAGAGGAAACCCGCUCAUCAACGGUGGUGCGGUGCCUGCUCUUCUUUGGCGGCGGAGUCCUGAUCUGCACCACAUUCCUGCACAUGCUGCCGGAGGUGAUUGAGGUGGUAGAGGAGCUGCAGUUCUGUGGAAUUCUCGCCAACACUCCCUUUGCCCUGCCGGAAAUGCUUCUCUGCACGGGCUUCUUUCUGAUGUACGCCCUGGAUGAAUUGAUGCACACCUUCGUGCAUCGCCACCAGAAGAAGCUCAGCAGGAAGGAGUCGAUGGCAAGUUGCGCCUUCGAGCGGGCACACAGCCUUCGCCACAGUAUUCUGGUUGGCAAAAUAGGCGCAGUGGACUCAAGGCCAGAGGAGCCAAAGAACCUACAGGAGGAGCAGCCCAAAGAUCAUAAUGAUCACUCGCACAUGCCUGUGGUGUCCGACAAGGACAGCGUUGGCUCCUCUAUGCGCGGACUGGGCAUUAUUUUAGCUCUUUCCCUGCACGAGCUCUUCGAGGGCAUGGCCAUUGGACUGGAGGGCACCGUCAGCACGGUUUGGUUCAUGUUCGCGGCUGUGGCUGCCCACAAGCUGGUGCUGGCCUUCUGCGUGGGCAUGGAGCUGCUGGUGGCCCGCACUCGCAGCUCUCUGGCCAUUAUCUAUCUCAUUACCUUCUCGAUUGUCACGCCCAUCGGGAUCGGUGUGGGCAUUGGCAUUAGUCAGAAUGUGAAGCCGAAUCAGCCCAGCGUUCCCUCGGGCAUACUGCAGGGCAUCGCCUCGGGAACUCUGCUCUAUGUGGUCUUCUGCGAGAUUCUCACCGAGAACCACGCCGGCUGGCGCGCCUACAUUGCCGCCCUGGCCGGUUUCGCCCUGAUGUUCGGACUGCAAAUUUUGUCUGACGAAGCGGAGGGCGACGAUAGCCUGGUGUGUUCCUAGAAUAGCCACCACUCGACAGGAUGUACCAUAAAACAAUAUACACAUGUAAUUAAUUUAUGUCUGGAUAUAUUGUUGGAUUCCUGAUUGACUGCUUUUGACAGCUGUUGCAUAUACUUAUUUAUGUACCGUUUAUAGAAGCCACAUCAUGAGUACAUACUCGUAUGUAUAUAUGUAUGUGAAUAUGCAUAUUUUAUAUGAAUACGUCACGCGAAUAAACUAAGACCAAAGAAACGAG
This is a messenger RNA of Drosophila obscura, 1359 nucleotides long. It is a transcript of the gene Zip42C.1, whose product is annotated as zinc transporter ZIP1. The transcript is spliced from 2 exons. Gene Ontology annotation, biological process: zinc ion transmembrane transport. NCBI's taxonomy places the organism in Eukaryota, Metazoa, Arthropoda, Insecta, Diptera, Drosophilidae. The coding region runs from base 24 to 1124 and encodes 366 amino acids. Gene Ontology annotation, cellular component: plasma membrane. Gene Ontology annotation, molecular function: zinc ion transmembrane transporter activity. The record is from RefSeq and is a predicted model, not a curated record.